This is a messenger RNA of Ilex paraguariensis (yerba mate), 3556 nucleotides long. Lineage: Eukaryota; Viridiplantae; Streptophyta; Magnoliopsida; Aquifoliales; Aquifoliaceae. The record is from the annotation of a GenBank genome assembly.
AUGGCCUUCUCUCCUUCUGGGUGCAAAUAUAGUAGUAAUAAUAGUUUCGUGUAUCUACCUGUUCCCAGUCCGAUCUUUCUCAUUAAUUCGAAGUCUAACGCAAAACUGCCGUUCUUCAACGGCAACACAGAGUCUCCCUCCCGUAUCUCGCGUUUUCCUUGUCUUCUUCGUCCGCCCUUGUCGUCCUCCAUUGACCGUCUAAACUACCUUCACCGUCACCACCCCCACCCUUUGGGUUGCAGCGGCAGAAUAAUAAUCAAAUUACGAGUUGGUGGUCGUAGUUGGGGGUUGACGCCGAUGGAUACUCCUCCGGAGAGAUCUUCUUUUACUCCCAGUCCUCGGAAAUAUGUGACAACAUCGGAUCACUUGCGCCAUGUGGAGUCGAUGGCCACUCUGCCGUCGGGGGCCGGCAAGAUACCCAGGUUGAACGCAGUCAUACUAGGAGAGGCACUUGUUUCCGAGGAGGAUGAUCUCGUCUUCCCUAGCGACGAUUUCUCUCGCCAGGCUCUCGUUCCCUCUCUCCAGAAGUAUUUAGAGAUGUAUAUAAGGUCAAUUGAGGACCCUGCUGGAUUUUGGUCUGACAUUGCGUCUGAGUUCUAUUGGGAAGAGAAAUGGGGCAAACAGGUCUACUCAGAGAAUCUUGACAUCAGAAAAGGAAGCAUCAAGAUCGAGUGGUUCAAGGGCGGUACCACCAACAUUUGUUACAACUGCUUGGAUAGACACAUUGAAUCUGGAAAUGGUGACAAAAUUGCUAUUUAUUGGGAAGGAAAUGAGCCUGGUCUUGACGGGACAUUGACAUACAACCAACUGCUUGAGAGAGUUUGCCAGCUUGCAAAUUACUUGAAAGAUGUUGGUAUUAGGAAGGGUGAUGCUGCUGUUAUUUACUUACCCAUGCUUAUGGAACUGCCAAUUGCAAUGCUUGCUUGUGCGCGCAUUGGUGCUGUUCACUCGGUCGUUUUUGCCGGAUUCUCUGCGGAGUCUCUUGCUCAAAGAAUAAUGGAUUGCAAACCAAAGGUCGUGAUAACUUGCAAUGCUGUUAGGAGAGGGUCUAAGAUCAUCAAUCUCAAAGGCAUAGUUGAUGCUGCCCUCAAAGAAGCAUCUCAAAAUGGCAUCUCUGUAGAUGUAUGCUUGACAUAUGAAAAUGAAUCGGCAAUGACAAAGGGAGCCACUAAAUGGCAAGAGGAAAGAGAUAUCUGGUGGCAGGACGUUGUUCCCAAGUAUCCAACUACUUGUGUUGUGGAGUGGGUUGAUGCGGAGGAUCCACUUUUCCUGCUCUAUACUAGUGGGAGCACUGGGAAGCCGAAGGGUGUUCUGCAUACAACUGGAGGAUACAUGGUAUACAGUGCAACAACAUUCAAAUAUGCAUUUGACUACAAAGCAUCAGACAUAUACUGGUGUACAGCUGACUGUGGUUGGAUAACUGGACACAGCUAUGUCACUUAUGGACCUCUGCUUAAUGGAGCAACAGUUAUAGUUUAUGAAGGGGUAAUGAAUGCAGAACUUGGAGAUUUUCUUAAUCACUUUGCGGAUUGCAUUCAAGACAGGAAAGCAGAUAAUGCACACACAGCACCAAAUUAUCCAGAUCCUGGGAGAUGUUGGGACAUUGUUGACAAAUAUAAGGUUUCGAUAUUCUAUACUGCCCCAACACUGGAUGGGGAAGGGUAUCAAGAGAAAGGAUUUCUCAAGGAUCUAAAACCCCAAUUCCUUUUAGGGUCCAAAAACCUCCGAUCUCUACAGCAGGUCCUUCCACAUACAGGCAUCAAGCAAGAGCCUCGUCGACUUUAUCUGGAAGAAAAGAUAAAUUCUUGUGACUCUAUUGGAGCAUGUGGCAUUUUCAGCAUUGAAGUGGAGGAGGAGCCUUCUUAUAUUGAUUUUUUACUGGUUUUCUGUAAAGGCUUUUUGAUCUCUAUGGAGGAUUUUGUUGUCGUUGGGAGUUUGGAAAGAUAUAUGUGUGAUUUUGGGUAUGUCACCCGUUACUCGCGCAAAUCCUUACGAGUCCUUGGAAGUGUGGGCGAGCCAAUUAAUCCAAGUGCAUGGAGGUGGUUUUUCAAUGUAGUUGGAGAUGCAAGGUGCCCCAUAUCUGACACUUGGUGGCAAACAGAGACUGGUGGCUUCAUGAUCACUCCUUUACCAGGUGCCUGGCCACAGAAACCUGGUUCUGCUACUUUUCCUUUCUUUGGGGUUCAGCCUGUCAUUGUGGAUGAAAAGGGUGUUGAGAUCGAAGGUGAGUGCAAUGGUUAUUUGUGCGUGAAAAACUCAUGGCCUGGCGCAUUCAGAACUCUUUUUGGGGAUCAUGACAGAUACGAAACUACUUACUUCAGUGCGUUCCCUGGCUAUUAUUUUACUGGUGAUGGCUGCAGCAGGGACAAAAAUGGAUACCACUGGCUCACUGGAAGAGUUGACGAUGUUAUUAAUGUCAGCGGACAUCGUAUUGGCACAGCCGAAGUGGAAUCUGCUCUAGUUUCACAUCCCCAAUGUGCUGAAGCCGCUGUUGUUGGUGUUGAGCAUGAGGUCAAAGGACAGGGCAUAUAUGCAUUUGUUACCCUGGUGGAAGGUGUUCCGUAUAGUGAAGAGCUUCGGAAAAGUCUUAUCCUUGCUGUAAGAAACCAGGUACGUAGCGAUUCAGUGGCCAAGGAAUGCACCUAACUGAUGCUUCCUUUUUAAUGAAGUUAAUUUAUAGGUGCAUUUUUAAUAUAGGAUUUGUGUCUGUCUUGUUUGCAAGCAUUAUAUGGGCCAUUCACCAUUGUAUGAAAUAAUGGUUAUAUCUGAGACUGUCAAGCCUUAGAUCAUGGGUUUGGGUCUGGAAGCAACCACUUCAUGCAAGUGAUGCCACAUUUAGGUUUGUAUCUACUCUAUCCCUUCCGUAUCCAAUGUUUGGUGAUGGCUUUUCCUUUGGUUACCUCCUAACGAAAUGUCGUUGUUGAACAUAAACACCGUCAUUUGUUGGAUGUUUGCUUGCACCUUGAUAUUUAACAUGCAUGUACCGAAAUCAUAUUGGGCUGACGCAGUUCUUAUUUCUGUAAAUCUUAUUAAUUGCAUGCAUUCCCCCAUUUUAGACAACAAAUCCCCUUUCUCAUUGAUAAAUCGUCAUUUGGUCUCAUUUCUCAUAUUUUUGGUUGUGUCGCAUUUGUUCAUAUUCUUGGUCCGGGUUAAGAUAAGCUUUCGCCUUGCUCUAUGUAAGUGUAUUUUUUUUUUAUAUUCUCGUACUCAAAAUGGUUAUCCUUGCUAUGACCCUGUUUCGUGUCGAUACUAUGGCAAUGUUGAUAUUACUUUUUUUGAGUCCAUCUUUUUUUUCUUUGUCAAGAUAUACACUUUUCGAAGAUUUAGUUUUUCCCAAUCAGGGAAAACUUUUGUUGCAUGUUUUACCAGAUUUUGCAUCUUUGUCCUCCGCUAUUACUACUUCUCCAUUGGAAGUUUAUCGUCGUUCCAAGGACAAAUAAGUUGUUCCAUAUGCUCAGAUUCACUACAAUCUCUUGAUUCUAUUGAGGUCUUGCCCUUUGAGCCGUCAAGUUGUUCAUCUUCUUCUGGUUUGUCUAUUGUAUUAAGGAAAUGUACU